GUGCUGUGCACAGUUGAAUUAAGAAGAAAAAAAUGUCCCUCCUUUAUUAUUAUUCGAUGUUUCUCAAUUGUCACUUCACUUUUUUGUUGAUCUUCUUUCGUUCUUUUCACUAUUUGUUUUUUCUCUAUUGUUGUUGAUUUAAGUCCACAAAUACGAUCUUUAAGAAAAGCAGCGCUUUCCGGCUUAUGUGACGGCAUCUGCAGAUGCUUGACUGCCAUUCCAGGUAGAAAGUAUAUUCCCCCCAAAAAAAAACGGAACACCAUACACGCACACACAUCAUACACCAAUAUAUCUCCAGACACCGUCGCGAUGUCGACAUCUGCCUCUUCUUAUUCGAGUCAAUGGAUCUGUCGCAAGGAUCCCCGCACGCAGCGCACCUACUACGUCAAUCGUCGCACCGGUCGAUCCACCUGGGACCCGGUGCCGCGGACAGCGAUGGAUACCGAGGCGGCGGCCGCCGUGCUCUACCCUGCUGUGGUUCCCGUCGCUGAUCCUACCAGCGCAUCGGUGAGUCUCACCUUGUCCAACGAGGCGAGGAGUUCACCGACGACUCCACAGGUUUGUACGGUGAACUCGAAAGCUUCUCUGACGCGCAACUCUGACAGCGACACGGACAGAGACGCGAGUGAAGGCAACAGGGUGAAAAAGGCGGUUGUGCCUCCAACAGGCCCAUCGACCAGAGGCAGCGAGGCAGAUGGUAAUCAUACUGCUGAACGCACGAACGUAGCGCAUGCGUCCCCCGUCACCAGCUCCUCAGCUAGCGACUCUACCCCAGCGCCGCAGCCACCGCGUCAACCCGCACAACCGCCAUCGGCGCACGAGCCAGCAAAACUCACCGCCGCCCCCGUCUUCUUCACCGCUCCCUCCACGUCGUCCUUACACAUUCCUUACUCACCGUCCGCUUCCUCCGCGGUGUUUGCGGACAUGAAGGGCGCGACAACGUUGGGGACGACUCCGGUGCAGCUCUGCCACGGUUUCCAAAAGGACGCGAAGCACGGCGCAGACUUCUUGACGGCCUGCGUCGCCUCUGCGUCUGUGCAACCACCGCCCGCCACGGUGAUGCGGUCGCCGCCGAAUCAGACGGCGUCGUCCUCCUCCCCGUUCUCUCCCACCCUGGAAAUACGUCGCACCGCGCCGACUACGGACCCCUCAACGCCUUUUUUGCUGAACGAGACGCAGCGGCCCAGCGGUGACAACUCCUCUCUCUCUCCGGUAGCCGGCGGCAGUGGACCAUCGCAGCUCCUCCCGCCGCCGCCGCCGCCGCCGCUGCCGUCCCUCGUCUCUCAUCCUGUGAUGUCCGCUGCACGAGGCGCUGGAAACGAACGCGUCGACGGGAUCGGCACCACCGACUUCACUGCCCCAGCGAUUGAACCGAGCAAUAAGGCAUGUGCGUCUUCCUCGUCCUCUCCACCACCCCCACCACCACUUCAGCAACAACGGCAGGAGGAGGAUGUCAGCGGCGAUGAAGAGGCGGCAGCGGCAGAGGAGUGGCGCCUCACGCGACGCGUGUGGGAGCUGGAGGGCGAGCGAGCCCGACUGGAGAGUGAGUUGGCGGUGCUGCGUGGUCCAGUGGAGGUGGAGGCGCAGAGCAUCGCAGAGGAUCACGCACGCCUGCUUGAAGCACAACGGGCGCUGGAGACGGCGGCGACGUUGGCGGUCAACCAGCAGAAAACGAAGCGGGAGGAGCUGGACGGGUUGCAGCAGCGCCUGACUGAGUUACAGGAGCAGCGUGAAAACGCAAAGUUUCUCAUUUCCACGAUGCAGGAGCGCCUGUCGUUGGUGAAGGAGCGCUGCCACAGAGUACAGGACGAAGGGGAGCGGCUGAAUCGAGAGAGAAGAGAGUUGGAGGAGGUUCUCCUGCCGACCGAGGAGGCGGCGUCGCGUGAUGUACAGAAUCGCCUCUACGAACAACGACAACGGGUAGCGGCACAGCGGCAGCAGCUCGAUGACCUUGAACGUGCUAUCACUCGAGGACGCAGUGAUGUACAGCGACGGAAGCAUCGUUUGGAUGAGCUGACUGCGAUCGCCGUUGACGAGGGCCAUAUCUCAAAGAAUGGGGAACACAGCUUAGCUUCGCUGGCUGCCCGCAAGAAGAGCCAAACUUGGAAAGAAGAAAGUCUCUCACGGAAAGGCACGAAUGAUGCACUUGUGGUGACGGUGGCAGAGACCGCUGCAAGUCCCUCCGAACACGGAGAGCAGCUGCACGCACGUAUCGCAGAACUGCAGCGCGAGGUCUCCUCUCUCCAGUUUGCUAGUGGAGCCCUUUACGAGAAUACACUGCUCACAGCGCAGCAGCAAGUGCUGCGGGAGUGGACGCAGCGCUUGCGGGGCGAAGCGGAGCCAUGGCAGCGACCCCUGGAAGAGGCCCGUGCAAUGCUGCAAAAGCUGAAUCGGUUUUACGAAGCGCAGGCAUGCAAGUACGGCACACGCACGCAGGACUCCUGA
Messenger RNA from Leptomonas pyrrhocoris, 2445 nucleotides. RefSeq lists its product as hypothetical. The record is from RefSeq and is a predicted model, not a curated record. Gene Ontology annotation, molecular function: protein binding. The transcript has a single exon. NCBI's taxonomy places the organism in Eukaryota, Euglenozoa, Kinetoplastea, Trypanosomatida, Trypanosomatidae. Bases 310 to 2445 code for a protein of 711 amino acids.